AGCAGAUAAGAGCAGAGUUGGAAACUCGCAUACAGGCUGCACAAUGGCCAAUACACACACCCUCGUGUUUUCUGGAUUAUUCAUUCUCAUUUCGGUGCAGUGCACUUUGUGCAUCUCAGAUGAAGAGCUCACCCCAAGCUACUGGAACAACAAAGCGAAGCAGGCUCUUCACAGUGCCCUGAGUGUUCAACGUAGUGAACGUAAAGCUAAAAACCUCAUCCUCUUCCUGGGGGAUGGUAUGGGUAUACCAACGGUGACCGCUGCCCGGAUCCUCAAAGGCCAGCUGUCUGGAGGGUCUGGAGAAGAGAGCAGUUUGGUUAUGGAUACUUUCCCUCACGUGGCACUGUCUAAGACAUACAAUGUGGACCAGCAGAUGCCGGACAGUGCUGCAACAGCAACAGCGUACUUAUGUGGAGUUAAAGCCAACUAUGGCACCCUUGGUAUCUCAGCUGCCGGCCCAAGAGGCCAAUGUAGUACUGCCCAUGGGAAUGAAGUCGAAUCUAUUCUGCACCGUGCCAAGAAAGCAGGAAAAUCGGUUGGAGUAGUGACAACGACCAGAGUGCAGCAUGCUUCCCCUUCCGCCACCUAUGCUCACUCUGCCGACAGAGAAUGGUACGGCGACACCAAUCUCACAAAGGAAGCUGUCGAUAAUGGCUGUCGUGACAUUGCUUAUCAACUGGUCCACAACACAGAAAUAAAUGUUAUUCUUGGAGGAGGUCGUCUGUACAUGUUUCCCACAACCACGGUAGACCCAGAGUAUCCAGAUCAUCAUGGAGCCCGAAAAGAUGGACUAAAUCUUGUUGACAAGUGGGCAAAGAACAAAACAAAAGCUCAAUACGUGUGGCACAAAAAGGACUUUGAUGCUGUCGAUCCAGGAAACACAGACUUCCUCAUGGGUCUGUUUGAGCCCAAAGACCUCCGCUACGAAAUUGAACGAGAUCCAAUCACAGACCCUUCCCUCACAGAGAUGACAGAGAAAGCAAUUCAGAUUCUUAGCAAGAACCCCAAGGGUUUUUUCCUCUUUGUGGAAGGGGGGAGAAUUGACCAUGGACACCACGGCGGGGAAGCCAAGAAGGCUCUCUAUGAUGCUGUAGAGUUUGAUCGGGCAAUCGGGCGAGCAGCUGAGCUCACCAGUGAACUGGACACUCUAAGCGUCGUCACAGCUGACCACUCUCAUGUCUUUGCUUUCGGUGGAUAUUCCGCCAGAGGAAAUCCUGUUCUAGGGUUGUCUCGCUCACUUGCUAAAGACGACAAGAAUUUCACCACUACUGUGUAUGGGAACGGACCAGGAUAUGUGAUUACCAAUGGAAGUCGCCCUGAUGUGAAUGAGGCAGUUGCAGGAUCCACCGGCUACCGCCAGCAGGCUGCUGUCCCUCUUGACUCAGAAACCCACGGUAUAGAGGAUGUGGCUAUUUUUGCCAAAGGUCCAAUGUCCCACCUUUUUCAUGGAGUCCAGGAGCAAAGCUACAUCCCGCAUGUCAUGGCUUUUGCAGCAUGCAUAGAGCCCUACGAGGACUGCUCGCUAAACCAUGCUGCAGCAUUUCAUCCCAGCCUGCUGCUCCUUGUGACAGCCCUCCUCCUAUCUCUCCGCUCUGUCUUAGACUACAGUUCAUGAAUCUUGAUUUUGAAAUAAAUGUGCCAUUUUAUAGUUCGGUUAAUAUAUAAAUUAAUAUUAUAACUGUGGUGUAUGUUAUUUACGAGUUGUAUUUUUGUACAACAUUGACAUUAGUGUGAUUUUCACUAAUUACUACUUGUUCAAAUAACAUUGUGAUGAAAACCCUUGUUAUUACUGCAUGGAUGGAUGACUUUACAUAAUGUAUUAAACGUAUGUAUCUAAGUAAA
This is a messenger RNA of Cololabis saira (Pacific saury), 1842 nucleotides long. It is a transcript of the gene alpi.2, whose product is annotated as alkaline phosphatase, intestinal, tandem duplicate 2. The transcript is spliced from 11 exons. NCBI's taxonomy places the organism in Eukaryota, Metazoa, Chordata, Actinopteri, Beloniformes, Belonidae. The coding region runs from base 44 to 1615 and encodes 523 amino acids. The record is from RefSeq and is a predicted model, not a curated record. Gene Ontology annotation, molecular function: alkaline phosphatase activity. Gene Ontology annotation, cellular component: plasma membrane. Gene Ontology annotation, biological process: dephosphorylation.